GCCGGCACCGCCCUGCUGUCGCUGUCGGAUCGGUUGCUGAAGAGGGCUCCUGGGGCCACCUUUUUCCUACUUUUCCCCCCAGGCGGCAGCGGCAGCGGCGGCGGCGGCGGCAGCAGCGGCGGCGGCGGCGGCGGCGGCGUCAUGGACCUGUCCGGGCUUCUGCUGGACGAGGAGGGUGCAUUCUCGCUCGCGGGCUUCCAGGAAUUCACGUUUCUCCCUGGACAUCAGAAACUGAGUGAACGAGUCAGGAAGCGACUCUACUAUGGCUGGGACCCAGAUUGUGGCCUAGAAGAACUAUCCAGUCCCGUGGCAGACAUUGCUGUGGAGUUGCUCCAGAAGGCAGCCCCCAGCCCUAUUCGACGGCUUCAGAAGAAAUAUGUGUCUCAUGUGUCCCGGGAGGCAUGUAUCUCUCCAUGUGCCAUGAUGUUAGCCUUAGUUUAUAUUGAACGGCUCCGGCACAGAAACCCUGACUAUUUACAACAUGUGUCAUCUUCUGACCUCUUCCUCAUCUCUAUGAUGGUGGCUAGCAAGUACCUUUAUGAUGAAGGUGAAGAGGAGGAGGUCUUCAAUGAUGAAUGGGGAGCUGCAGGGGGUGUGGCUGUGCCAACCCUCAAUGCCCUUGAGAGAGGCUUCCUGAGUGCUAUGGACUGGAGCCUUUACACUGAUCCUCGGGAGAUCUUUGAGGUGCUGAGUUGGCUGGAGGGCUGUGUUGCUGAGCAGCAGGGACGACGACGUGGCUGGUAUACCUACACAGACUUAUGUGUGCUGUUGGAGCAACGAACCUGGCAAUUGGCUUUGGGCUCACUGUGCCAACGUUUAGCCAAGCUGGCUUGCCUGUUAGCCUUGGCUUAUGUGAGCAGUGUAGCUGUGGCUGUAGCCUCAGUGACUGUGCUGCACCAGACCUUGGGACUACAUGGCAUUCCUCAUGGCAUUCCUCCUCCAAAGCUCCCUGACGGUGGCUGUCUCACCCCCAAGUGCCCACUGGGGCCGUGUUCUCUGCCUGCAGCUUCUGUUCCACAGUUCCUACCCCUUUCUGCUAAUACCUCCCAGAAUCCAAUGGGGGAAGUAGGACUGCAUUCACUGUGGGGAAGUCUUCUGGCUACACUGACUACUUCCUUACCUCCACCACCUGUGCCAGGCACCCCGAAUUCUCAGCAUUGCCCUCUUUGUCGGCAGCUCCAGUUAGACUCCCCAGCCCACUCAGCCUGUCAAUGUACCAACUCUACAAGCACAAUGAGACCUCUCAGUCCCUGGUAUCCUCCGCCUGGCCAGACUCCACCCUGGCCCUGGAGCCCCGUGACGCCUGUCCUCCCCCAGCCACAGCAGUGUUCCUUGUUUGGUGCUAUGGAACUGGCCCGUCUCAAAUCCUUUAUCUUUCCUGGAUAGAUGGAGAGUCUGGAAGUGUGUUGAGGGGAGUUAGGUUGCCUUGGGGGGCUUACAGGACAAAGGUUUAUCUGUUAGGAAAGAGGGAUUUAAAAACAUGGGAUUUAGUUUCUCUCUUCUUUUCUGGGUUCUUUGUUCUCUUUCCUCUCAGGGGAAAGGUAAAUGGGAUGGUGGCAGUGGGGUGGAAUAUGUUGUCUGUCUUUGUGGCCUUUGCCCUCUCCAGCUGGACUCCGCAGAUUUGGCUUGUGAUAUCACUUGGGGGAAGGCUUGGUCCAGGUGACCUGUGUAAUGUCACAUGUAGUAGGCCGUGGGAGGGCUCUGCCACCUCUGAAGCUUUCUAGAGUUGAUAAUUUUUGCUUUUGUUUCUUAGGAUGAGUGGGCAAGUAGGAGAGUAGUAGGAGGACAGGAUGAAUGGGCAAGUAGGAAAGUGGGGGACAAGUUGAAGCUGGUCUGUGUGAAGUCCCUAGCACUUGAGUGCCAGGGGAUGAUAGGACCAGGGACUCAGAGGGUGCUUUGGAAUAACAUCAGGAGAGGUGAUGGAAAAAGCCCUUUUUGAGUCAAAACUCCAGGGCCUUUAGCCUUUUUCCUUUAGGGCUCCCUGCCCAUCCAGUUUACUCUUUGUUGGUACCUUUCUCCUGUGUCUUUUUUCCUCAAGUCUCUAGCCCCCUGGUUUGUACUUCGUUUUUUUCCAUACUUUUAUAGAAGAAUUUGAAGUUUCAAUAAAGAGUUUAAGUUGCA
Messenger RNA from Antechinus flavipes (yellow-footed antechinus), 2121 nucleotides. RefSeq names its product cyclin Pas1/PHO80 domain containing 1 (gene CNPPD1). Gene Ontology annotation, biological process: regulation of cyclin-dependent protein serine/threonine kinase activity. Gene Ontology annotation, cellular component: nucleus; cyclin-dependent protein kinase holoenzyme complex. The record is from RefSeq and is a predicted model, not a curated record. Gene Ontology annotation, molecular function: protein kinase binding; cyclin-dependent protein serine/threonine kinase regulator activity. Bases 142 to 1386 code for a protein of 414 amino acids. Lineage: Eukaryota; Metazoa; Chordata; Mammalia; Dasyuromorphia; Dasyuridae. The transcript has 8 exons.